Messenger RNA from Helianthus annuus (common sunflower), 2545 nucleotides. RefSeq names its product phospholipase A1 PLIP2, chloroplastic. The transcript is spliced from 4 exons. Bases 266 to 2458 code for a protein of 730 amino acids. NCBI's taxonomy places the organism in Eukaryota, Viridiplantae, Streptophyta, Magnoliopsida, Asterales, Asteraceae. Gene Ontology annotation, molecular function: glycerophospholipid phospholipase A1 activity. The record is from RefSeq and is a predicted model, not a curated record. Gene Ontology annotation, biological process: lipid metabolic process.
AUUUAUGGCGUCCUUCGUCAAAACAAACGUGCAACGGUUCCAUCUCUCUCUCUCUCUCUCUCUCUCUCUUUCUCAAAAAUAUCGAAAUCAGACUCAAUUCAUCAACAAAUCGUGCCUGUUACGUUCCCAUCAAUCAAAACCAGACUCAAACACCAUCUUUAACCUACGAUCCAACAACAUCUCAUCUCUAAUUUGCAUAACAAACUCAUAACAUUAAUUCAUUUCCAACAAAACCUGAAAAAUUUCCCAAAAUUAGAAGAAACCAAUGGACGGAAUAUGUUUAAAAACAGGGUUUGUCGGGAUCAAAACUCCGAUCACCGCCGUAAACGAGAUUCGUAAAAACCCAUCUCAAAUUACAACCACCGCCGCGAUUAACCGGAUGACAAUAUCAUCGGAUCAGCCGUCAAUGUCGGCUUCUUCUGCUCCUCGUACGGCCGGUCCCUGGGGGUUUUCUUUUAAAUUUCCUCAAAUUUCUUUUUUUGUUGGUAAUAAUAGAAACCGUCAUGAUGCGUUGGCUGUAGACGACGCCGUUUUGGCUGAUGGAAAUGAAGAGGUUAAAGAAGAAAGUGAGGGUAAGAAGAAUGAUGAGAAUUGGGUGUUGAAGAUUCUUCAUGUCAGAUCUAUGUGGAGCGACAGGAAUGAUCGUACGGUUGAAGAUCAAGAUCAAGAUCAAGAUGUUGUGAAUUGUAAAGAUGAGGGUUUGAUCGAUGAACAUGAGUGUGAUGCAUGUAAGGUUGAUUAUGAUGGUGAUGGUGACGAUGAUGAUGCUCAAAUUGAAUUCGAUAGAAGUUCGUUUUCGAAAUUGCUUCGAAGGGUUUCUUUAGGUGAAGCAAGGUUGUAUUCUCAAAUGUGUUAUUUGGGGAGCUUAGCUUACUCUAUACCUCGGAUUAAGCCUGGAAAACUACUGAAAGAUUAUAGACUUCGUUUUGUUACGUCUUCGCUAGAAAAGAAAGCCCAGCUGGCUGCAAUAGCUGAAAAGGAGAAAGAACAAGUCCGGGUUCAAGAGCUAGAAGAAAACGCCAAAAAGAAAGAAGACGAGACGACGAAAUCCGAGAAAGAAACGGCUUCUGAAAUAGAACAAACGAAAGAGACGGUUGAAAGCGGUGGGGAGAAGGGAGGUAGGAAUCUGAUAAGUGCUUCCACAGCGUAUAACAUUGCAGCCUCGGCUGCUUCUUAUCUGCAUUCUCAAACAAAGAACAUUAUUCCUUUCAAAUCUUCUGAAAACAACGAUGGUGAAGUUAGUAUGACAAAAGCAGAGGUUGCUUCGUUUAUGGCGACUACCGACUCGGUGACUGCUGUGGUUGCUGCUAAAGAAGAAGUCAAACAGGCAGUUGCAGAUGAGCUGAACUCAUUGCAUUCAUCACCUUGUGAAUGGUUCGUAUGUGAUGACGACGAAAGUACCAGAUACUUUGUUAUUCAAGGCUCUGAAUCACUUGCAUCGUGGCAAGCUAAUCUUCUUUUUGAACCUAUUCAGUUCGAGGGACUGGAUGUGAUUGUGCAUAGGGGUAUAUACGAGGCUGCAAAGGGUAUUUACGACCAAAUGUUGCCUGAAAUCCAUGAACAUUUACAACAUUAUGGUGAUAAAGCAAAGUUUCGGUUCACUGGGCAUUCACUCGGUGGAAGCUUAGCGUUGCUUGUAAACCUAAUGUUGCUAAUAAGAGGGCAAGUCCCGCGUACUUCAUUACUUUCUGUAAUAACGUUUGGUUCACCCUCGGUUAUGUGUGGUGGGGACCGUUUGCUUCAUAAACUCGGGUUACCAAAAAGUCAUCUUCAAGCAAUCACAUUGCAUCGUGACAUUGUACCCCGAGCCUUUUCUUGCAAAUAUCCAAGUCGUGUAGCUGAGCUUCUUAAAGCGGUAAAUGGGAAUUUCCGAAAUCACCCCUGCCUCGAUAACCAGCGUUUGUUGUAUGCUCCGAUGGGGGAAUUCUUGAUUCUGCAGCCAGAUGCGAAACUUUCACCCAAUCACGAUCUGCUUCCUUCGGGUAGCGGUCUGUAUGUUUUAACCUCAUCAGUAUCCGAUAUGAUAGAGGCGGAGAAACAAGUGAAAGCUGCACAGUCUGUAUUCUUGAACACACCACACCCGUUAGAGAUCCUGAGUGACCGGUCCGCGUAUGGUUCAGGGGGCGCAAUCCAGAGGGACCAUGACAUGGAAUCAUACUUGGUGUCGGUUCAGAGCGUGAUCCGUCAAGAGCUGAACCGUGCAAGAAAAGGUAGGCGCGAACAGCGUCGACGGGCUUGGUGGCCUCUGGUUGCACCUCGGGGCAAUAACAGGGGUCGUAUGGGUCCAGGUCAAAGUCAAGGUCAGAUGAAGUUCACGAGAGUUUUGCAUUCAGGAAGCGAAUCUUUGAAAAGGUUCACGAGUCUUGUUGCUUCGGAUCAUAUGGGUUUGCUCGUAAUACUGCUGCUCCCUGCUAAAUUGUUGUUUGUGGAGGCAUGUAAUGUGAUUCGACACGUUUAAGUAUUGGUAAAACCGUAAAAAAAACAUUCUUUAUUGUUUCAUAUGAAAUUAUGUGAAUAUAGAAAUGAAUCAUUAGUAUGUUUUUUG